UCAGCGAUUCAGGAACAGCUUCUCCCCCUCUGCCAUCAGGGAGGAGGUACAGGAGCCUGAAGACCCACACUCAGCGAUUCAGGAACAGCUUCUUCCCCUCUGCCAUCAGGGAGGAGGUACAGGAGCCUGAAGGCCCACACUCGACGAUUCAGGAACAGCUUCUUCCCCUCGGCCGUCAGGGAGGAGGUACAGGAGCCUGAAGACACACACUCAGCGAUUCAGGAAUAGCUUCCCCUCUGCCAUCAGGGAGGAGGUACAGGAGCCUGAAGACACACACUCAGCGAUUCAGGAACAGCUUCUUCCCCUCGGCCAUCCGAUUCCUGAAUGGAUGUUGAACCUUUGGACACGACCUCACUUUUUUCCAAUAAAUAUUAUUUCUGCUUUGGCAUGAUUUUUAAUCUAUUUAAUGUAAGAUACAGUAAAUGGAUCUCUUUAUUUUGACAUUUCUGUUCUUCUGUACUACGUAUUGCAUUGAACUGCUGUUGCUAAGUUGACAAAUUUCACGUCAUGUGCCACUGAUAAUACCUCAGUUUUGGACCAACUUAUUUAAGUAUCUUAAAUGAGAUUGUGAGAAUGAGAAUGAGAGAGGGGGAGAGGGAGAGAGACUGAGAGACCCAUAAACAGUCGGGGGGAGAGAGGGAAGGGGGAGAGGGAGAGAGACUGAGAGACAUAAACAGUAGGGGAGAGAGAGUGGGAGGGGGAGGGGGAGGGAAAGGGAAAGAGGGAGGGGGAGAGAGAGAGACAGACAUAAACAGUAAGGGAGGGAGAGGGGGGAGGGAGGGGGAGAGGGAGGAGGAGGGAGAGAGAGGAGGAGAGGGGGGAGAGACACAAACAGUAAGGGAGGGAGAGGGAGAGGGAGGGUGAGGAGAGAGGGAGGGAGAGAGAGGGAGGUAGGAGGAAGAGAGAAUAUGGAGAGGGAGAGGGAGGGAGAGAGGGAGGGUAGAGGGAGAGAGAGAGAGGGAGGUAGAGAGAAUAUGGAGAGGGAGGGAGAGAGGGAGGGGAGAGGGAGAGAGAGAAAGAGAGGGAGGGAGGGAGGUAGGGGGAGAGUGAGAGAGAGCGAGAGAGAGAGAGGGGGGAGGGGCAGAGAUUUGUUUUCAAUAUAUUUGUACAUACGAGGGGUGAUUGAUACGCUCGUGACCCGAGGUCGAAGGAGUCAAUUUCAGAAAGCCUAGCACAUCUCUUUUCCAACACCGUCCCCUCCUACGUUUACACACUUAGUCCAGCGGUCGUGGAGCGAACGGGUCUUGCAUCUCCGGAGAGUGUCCACAGAGGGGUGAUUGAUAAGUUUGUGGCCUGCGGUAGGAGGAGAUGAGCUACACAGCUCUCGUUACACUCACGGGCAGGUCAACUCCUUGAGAGAUCCUGCAGAAAGUUUGAAGUUUAAUAACUCAUCGGGGGGGGGGGGGGGGGGUGUUAUUGAUAAGUCCGUGGCCUACGGUAGGAGGAGAUGAGUUAUUAAACUGCAAACUUUGUGCAUAAUCACUCAAAGAGUUGACCCACAAGUGCAGGUAAUGAGAGCUGUAUCCCUCAUCUCCUUCCGGCUUGGGCCACAAACAUACCAAUCACCCAUCUGCGGACACUUCCUGCAAGACCCGUACGCUCCACGACCGCUGGACUGCGUGUGUAAACGUAGGAGGGGACGGCGUGCAAAAAGAAAUGUGUUCGGUUCUCUAAAAUUGACUCCUUCUACCUGAGACCACAAACAUAUCAAUCGCCCCUCGUACACCUGAUUGUUUCAUAAGAACAGGAGCAGGAAGCAGGAGUCAGCCAUCCUGCCCCUCCAUUCAAAAAGGUCAUGGCUGAUCUGACCACGGUCUCAUCUCCACCUACCUGCCUUUCCCCCCAUAACCCUUAAUACCCCUAUGAUGCAGGAACCUACCCAACCUUGCCUUAAAUAUAUUCACUGAGGGAGCCUCCACUGCUUCACGGGGCAGGGAAUUCCACAGAUUCACCACUCUCUGGGAAAAGUAGUUCCUCUUCAUCUCCGUCCUAAAUCUUCUCCCCCAAAUCUUCAGGCUGUGUCCCCUUGUUCUAGUCUCACCCAGAGGUGGAAACGACUUUCCUGCCUCUAUCUUAUCUAACCCUUUCAUAAUUUUGUAUGUUUCUGUAAGAUCCCCUCUCCUCCUUCUGAAUUCCAGCGAGGACAGUCUUAUCGGCGGGGGAUUGGUUCCGAGACACCCCCCUCGCGGAUACCAAAACACGCGGAUGCUCAAGUCCCUUAUUUAAGCAGGCUCAGUGGCGGUGGUCUUUAGGACCCAGCAGAACCCCGGACUUUAUUUAAAUCGUCUCAGAGCGGCGGACAUUAGGACCCUGCGGUGCAGCUCUGAAUCCGCGGUGUUUCUGUUCACGAAAAUAAUCACGACCGCGAUUGAAAAUAAAGCGAUGGGAAGGAGGUGAAACGCCAUCGGUCACUGGAAAAACGUUAGGCUAGUCGGUCAACGAUCGGAACAAUUUUAAUGGAGAAUGUGAAAGGCCCUGCCCCGAUGAAAGCUAUGAUUAUAACUAAGCAACGCAGUGGUUUAAUUAUUGAAAUACGUAUGUUUCUUAAGUGUUUUAAAUGCAUAGAAAGCUAAAAUAUGUACUAUAUACUAAGACAAACGUUUGGCUAACUGACACUAAAUAAUACCGGAUGUACCUGUUCCGACUUAAAGACGGACUCAGGGAUGGAACUCAUUCGUAACCCGGGGGCUGCCCGUACUUUUAAAUCAUUUCCAGAUUAUCUAAUGCUACGUGAGGGCGGGUUGAAACUGAGAGGAGGGGGAAGGAUGGUGAGAGGGUGAGCGAGGGCGGAUCAAAACUGUGUGAGAUGGUGAGAGGGAGAGGGAAGAGGAUGAGGAGAGAGUGAGGGGAAGAGAAGAGGGAGAGAGGAAUGUAAGAAACAGCAGCAGGAGUCAGCCAUCCGGCCCAUCGAGCCUGCCCCGCCAUUCAAUAAGAUCAUGGCUGAUCUGUCCGUAAACUCAGCUCCACCUCCCUGCCUUUUCCCCAUAACCCUCAAUUCCCCGACUAUGCAAUCAUCCAUCCAAUCUUGCCUUAAAUAUAUUCACUGAGGCAGCCUCCACUGCUUCCCUGGGCAGGGAAUUCCACAGAUUCACCACUCUCCGGAAAAAACUGUUCCUCCUCAUCUCCGUCCUAAAUCUUCCCCCCCCCCCCCCACCCCGAAUCUUCAGGCUGUGUCCCCUCGUUCUCGUCUCACCCAGCGGUGGAAACGACUUUCCUACCUCCAUCUUAUCCGUCCCUUUCAUAAUGUUGUGUGUUUCUGUAAGAUCCCCUCUCCUCCUCCUGAAUUCCAGAGAGUACAGUCCCAGGUGACUCGAUCUCUCCUCACAGUCCAACCCCCUCAUCCCUGGAAUCACCCUGGUGAACCUCCCCUGCACUGCCCCCAAAGCCAGUCUACCCUUCCUCGAGUAAGGAGACCGGAACUGCCCACUGUACUCCAAGGGAAGGGCAUGGGCUGAUACCGCUCGAUAACAGAAAGGGUUGGCGAUCGGUGGCGAGCGGGGGUCGGUGCGGGGUCCACGACUAUUCACGAUAUACAUUAACGAUCUGGACGAGGGGCCGAGCGCGGCGUCUCGACGUUCGCCGGUGACACUAAAAGCAGAUUGUACCCGGGACGGGGAGAGUCUGCAGAGGGAUAGAGAUGGGUUCAGCGAGCUGGCAAGGGUCUGGCAGGUGGAGUACAACGUACAAGGGAUAAUGGAAGAGCAGAUGAUUAUUUAAAUGGUGAAAGACUGCCGCACGCUGUCCUGCAGGGGGACCGGGGAGCGCUUGUUCAUGAAUUGCUAAAGGUCGGUUUGCGGGCCCAGCGGGCUGUCGGGAAGGCAAAUGGGAAGUUGGCCUUAGUUGCUGGAGGGAUUGAAUUCAGGAGCAGGGAGGUCACGCUGCAAACUCUUCCUAAAUCUUCCCCCCCCACCCCGAAUCUUCAGGCUGUGUCCCCUCGCUCUCCUCUCACCCACCAGUGGAAACAGCUUUCCUGUCUCCAUCUUAUCCGUCCCUUCAAAAUUCCGUACGUUUCGAUAAGAUCUCCCCUCAUCCUUCUGAAUUCCAGGGAGUUAUUACUUUAUUGUCACCAAACAAUCGAUACUGGAGCGUACAAUCAUCGCAGUGAUAUUUGUUUCUGCGCUUCGUGCUCCCUGGAGUACUGAUCGAUAGUAAAUAUAACAUAAAUUUAAAUAGAAAAGCGGGGAAAAACCCCGAGAGACGGGUCGGGAUAUGUGGAAGGUACGGCCCAGAUCCGGGUCGGGAUCCGUUCAGUCCCAGGAGACUCGAUCUCUCCUCAUAGUCUAACCCCCUCAAUCCCUGGAAUCAACCUGGUGAAUCUCCCCUGCACUCACUCCUAAGCCAGUCUACCCUCCCUCGAGUCAGGAGACCGGAACUGCACGCAGGACUCCCGGUGCAGCCUCACCAGUACCCUGUACAGUUACAGCGUGCCCUCCCUGCUCCUGAAUUCAAUCCCUCCAGCAACGAAGGCCAACGUCCCACUUGCCUUCCCGACAGCCCGCUGGACCCGCAAACCGACCUUUAGUGAUUCAUGCACAAGCGCUCCAAACCCCCUCCCUCUCUCGUCAUCCCCUCCCUCCUUCCUUGGGUAGCGUACUGGUUAGCACAACGCUUUAGGGUACCGGCGACCCGCGUUCAAUUUUCGCUGCUGCCUGUAAGGAGUUUGUACGUUCUCUCCUGUGACACUGAGCGCGGGGGCCCCCCCCAGGGCCGCGUGCUCAGUCCACUGCUGUUCACUCUGCUGACCCACGACUGUGCUACAACACACAGCUCGAUCCACAUCAUCGAGUUCGCCGAUGACACGACCAUGGUGGGUCUCAUCAGCGAGAACGACGAGUCGGCUUACGGAGAGGAGGGGCAGAGGCUAACGGACUGGUGCAGAGAAAACAACCUGUCUCUGAAUGUGAACAAAAGAGACGGUUGUUGACUUCAGGAGGGCACGGAGCGACCACUCCCCGCUGAACAUCGACGGCUCCUCGGUAGAGAUCGUGAACAGCACCAAAUUUCUUGGCGUUCACCUGGCGGAGAAUCUCACCCGGUCCCUCAACACCAGCUCCACAGCAAAGAAAGCCCAGCAGCGUCUCUACUUUCUGCGAAGGCUGAGGAAAGUCCAUCUCCCACCACACCCCCCCAUCCUCAUCACAUUCUACAGGGGUUGUAUUGAGAGCAUCCUGAGCAGCUGCAUCACUGCCUGGUUCGGAAAUUGCACCGUCUCGGAUCGCAAGACCCUGCAGCGGAUAGUGAGGUCAGCUGAGAAGAUCACCGGGGUCUCUCUUCCCGCCAUCACGGUCAUUUACACGAGUCGCUGCAUCCGCAAAGCAAACAGCAUUAUGAAGGACCCCACGCACCCCUCAUACAAACUCUUCUCCCUCCUGCCGUCUGGGUAAAGGCUCCGAAGCAUUCGGGCUCUCAUGACCAGACUGUGUAACAGUUUCUUCCCCCAAGCCAUCAGACUCCUCAAUACCCAGAGCCUGGACUGACACCUUACUGUCCUAUUGUCAUGUUUAUUAUUUAUUGUAAUGCCUGCACUGUUCUGUGCACUUUAUGUAGUCCUGGGUAGGUAUGUAGUCUAGCGUAGUUUUUUUCUGUGUUGUUUUUAUGUAGUUCAGUCUAGUUUUUGUACUGUGUCAUGUAACAUCAUGGUCCUGAAAAACUUUGUCUCGUUUUUACUGUGUACUGUACCAGCAGUUAUAGACAAUAGGUGCAGAAGUAGACCAUUUGGCCCUUCGAGCCUGCACCGCCAUUUUGAGAUCAUGGCUGAUCAUCUACUAUCAAUACCCGGUUCCUGCCUUGUCCCCAUAUCCCUUGAUUCCCCUAUCCAUAAGAUAUCUAUCUAGCUCCUUCUUGAAAGCAUCCAGAGAAUUGGCCUCCACUGCCUUCCGAGGCAGUGCAUUCCAGACCCCCACAACUCUCUGGGAGAAGUUUUUCCUAACUCUGUCCUAAAUGACCUACCCCUUAUUCUCAAACCAUGCCCUCUGGUACCGGACUCUCCCAGCAUCUGGAACAUAUUUCUUGCCUUUAUCUUGUCUAAUCCCUUAAUAAUCUUAUAUGUUUCAAUCAGAUUCCCUCUCAGUCUCCUUAAUUCUAGCGUGUACAAGCCCAGACUCUCUAACCCCUCUCCGUAAGACAGUCCGGACAUCCCAGGAAUUAACCUCGUGAAUCUACGCUGCACUUCCUCUGCAGCCAGGAUGUCCUUCCUUAACCCUGGAGACCAAAACUGUAUACAAUACUCCAGGUGUGGUCUCACCAGGGCCCUGUACAAAUGCAAGAGGAUUUCCUUGCUCUUGUACUCAAUUCCCUUUGUAAUAAAGGCCACCAUUCCAUUAGCCUUCUGCACUGCCUGCUGCACUUGCUCAUUCACCUUCAGUGACCGAUGAACAAGGACUCCUAGAUCUCUUUGUAUUUCUCCCUUACCUAACUCUACACCAUUCAGAUAAUAAUCUGCCUUCCUGUUCUUACUCCCAAAGUGGAUAACGUCACUUAUUCACAUUAAACGUCAUCUGCCAAGUAUCUGCCCACUCACCCAGCCUAUCCAAGUCACCCUGAAUUCUCCUAACAUCCUCAUCACAUGUCACACUGCCACCCAGCUUAGUAUCAUCAGCAAAUUUGCUGAUGUUGUUCUCAAUGCCUUCAUCUAAAUUGUUGACGUAAAUCGUAAACAGCUGUGGUCCCAAUACCGAGCACUGUGGCACCCCGCAAGUCACCACCUGCCAUUCCGAGAAACACCCAUUCACUGCUACCCUUUGCUUUCUAUCUGCCAACCAGUUUUCUAUCCAUGUCAAUGCCUUCCCCCCAAUGCCAUGAGCUCUGAUUUUACCCACCAAUGUGGGACCUUAUCAAAUGCCUUCUGAAAAUCGAGGUACACUACAUCCACUGGAUCUCCCCCGUCUAACUUCCUGGUUACAUCCUCGAAAAACUCCAACAGAUUAGUCAAGCAUGAUUUGCCCAUGGUAAAUCCAUGCUGGCUCGGCCCAAUCCUAUCACUGCUAUCUAGAUAUGCCACUAUUUCAUCUUUAAUAAUGGACUCCAGCAUCUUCCCCACUACCGAUGUCAGGCUGACAGGUCGAUAUUUCUCAGUUUUCUCCCUCUCUCCUUUCUUAAAAACUGGGAUAACAUUAGCUAUUCUCCAAUCCUCAGGAACUGAUCCUGAAUCUAAGAAACAUUGGAAAAUGAUUACCAAUGCAUCCACAAUUUCCAGAGCCACCUCCUUUAGUACCCUAGGAUGCAGACCAUCUGGACCUGGGGAUUUGUCAGCCUUCAGUCCCAUCAGUCUACUCAUCACUGUUUCCUUCCUAAUGUCAAUCUGUUUCAUUUCCUCUGUUACCCUAUGUCCUUGGCCCAUCCAUACAUCUGGGAGAUUGCUUGUGUCUUCCCGAGUGAAGACAGAUCUAAAGUACUUGUUAAAUUCUUCUGCCAUUUCUCCGUUUCCCACAACAAUUUCACCCAAUUCAUUCUUCAAGGGCCUAACAUUGUUCUUAACUAUCUUUUUUCUCUUCACAUACCUAAAAAAGCUUUUGCUAUCUUCCUUUAUAUUCCUGGCUAGCUUGCGUUCGUACCUAAUUUUUUCUGCCCGUAUUGCCUUUUUAGUUAAGUUCUGUUGUUCCUUAAAAACUUCCCAAUCAUCUGUCCUCCCACUCACCUUAGCUCUGUCAUACUUCCUUUUUUUUAAAAUGCUAUACAAUCUCUGACUUCCUUUGUCAACCACUGUGGCCCCUUUCCCCCCUUUGAAUCCUUCCUUCUCUGGGGAUGAACUGAAUUUGCACCCUGUGCAUUAUUCCCGAGAAUACCUGCCAUUGCUGUUCCACUGUCUUUUCUGCUAGGCUAUCCGUCCAGUCAACUUUGGCCAGCUUCUCCCUCAUGGCUCCAUAGUUUCCCCUGUUCAACUGCAACACUGACACCUCCGAGCUGCCCUUAUCCUUCUCAAAUUGCAGAUAAAAACUUAUCAUGUUAUGGUCACUACCUCCUAAUGGCUCCUUUCAUGGAUGCAGACCAUCUGGACCUGGUCGAAAUGACAAUAAAAGUGACUUGGUUUUCUCCCGCAGUCCGGAGACAAGAUGGUCGGGUAAAUUCACUGCCCGCUGUCAAUUGCCCUGCAGUGAGGCCAGGGUUGUACUGGGGGACUUCUGGGUGUCUCAUGGCCGGAGGGAUCAAUUCUGAGCUGCAUCCCCGUAAAUUAGAAGAACUCCCCCGUCUUCUCCCUCCCUCCCUCCGCUGAUCCCCUCUCAACUCUCUCCCUCAUUCUCCCCAAUAGUACAGUGCUCAAUACACAAUUCCUUCUCCAAGAGACAACAGCAGUAAUCAGUGGUUCCGUUCAGCUUGAGUCAGGAGACAUUCCACCUGGUUGUGUAUUCUGCGUCUCUCUCUCUCUCUCUCUCUCUCAUUAUUGACAUGAUGUGUACCUCUCUCGUUUCCUGGGUCCCAGACCUGAAAUACUAGCGAUCUUGCGAUUCUCAAAAAGGAGGGGGCGACUUUGCGCCCUUCGGCCCCUCAGAGUUGCUCCUCAUUCGUAACACUACUCAAAGCAGAAACUGGUAGUUCCCUGAUCGGUCAGGGCAUCAAAGGAGAUGGCGACAAGGCAGGUAUACGUGGUUGAGUGGAACCCGCGAUCAGCCAUGGCGGAGUGGUGUAGCAGAGGCGACGGGCUGAACGGCCUAUUUUUACUGGUGUGUCUUAUGGCCUCCCAGUCUCCACCUAACUGCAUAUGCCCUUAAACCUUGCAACAAAGUUACCCUGAAUAAUCGACUCCAACACCUUCCCCGUCCUGGUUGGAAUUUCCCACCUUUUCCAUUUCCUCCCUAAUUGGUCCUUAAUCCCCACACUUGAUUCCCAGUCGUUCCCAAUUCCUCUCAAUCACCAGCACCUGGUUUCCAUUGGCCAGCGGAGGAUGAGACUCGGACAGCUCCGGUCAGCCCUUCCCAGAUUGUUGGUCGCCUCUCAGGGAGAGAGGAACCUUGCUCCAAGUCAUGACACGAAGCUGGGUGGCAGGGUGAAAUGUAUGGAAGAUGUUAUGGGAAUGCAGGGUGACUUGGACAGGUUGGGUGAGUGGGCAAGUGUAUGGCAGAUACAGUUUAACGUGGAUAAAUGUGAGGUUAUCCACUUUGGUGGCAAGAACAGGAAGGUAGAUUACUAUCUAAAUGGAGUCAAGUUAGGAAAUGGGGAAGUACAACGAGAUCUAGGUGUUCUUGUACGUCAGUCAAUGAAAGCAAGCAUGCAGGUACAGCAGGCAGUGAAGAAAACUAAUGGCAUGUUGGCCUUUAUAACAAGAGGAAUUGAGUAUAGGAGUAAAGAGGUCCUUCUACAGCUGUACAGGGCCCUGGUGAGACCCCACCUGGGGUAUUGUGUGCAGUUUUGGUCUCCAUAUUUGAGGAAGGACAUUCUUGCUAUUGAGGGAGUGCAGCGUAGGUUCACGAGGUUAAUUCCCGGAAUGGCUGGACUGUCAUAUGUUGAAAGAUUGGAGCAACUGGGCUUGUAUACGCUGGGAUUUAGAAGGAUGAGAGGGGAUCUGAUUGAAACAUAUAAGAUUAUUAAGGGAUUGGACACACUAGAGGCAGGAAGCAUGUUCCUGCUGAUGGGUGAGUCCAGAACCAGAGGCCACAGUUUAAGAAUGAGGGGUAGGCCAUUUACAACAGAGAUGCGGAAAAACCUUUUCACCCAGAGAGUGGUGGAUCUGCGGAAUGCUCUGCCCCAGAAGGCAGUGGAGGCCAAGUCUCUGGAUGCAUUCAAGAGAGAGUUAGAUGGAGCUCUUAAAGAUAGUGAAGUCGUGGGAUAUGGGGAGGGGGCAGGAACGGGGUACUGACUGUGGAUGAUCAGCCAUGAUCAGUGAAUGGCAGUGCUGGCUCGAAGGAGAGGCAAGGGUGAGUCUGGGGAGGGGACAGAGAAGUGUGGGUGCUGUGGGUGACAGAGAGGGGCAGGCUCCUCCCAUCCCCACCAAAUUAGCCUUAUUCUGACCCCGCCCACUCUCCCCUUCCCUCUUCACAACUUCAAACUAAUUUUCUCGCCCUCUCUCUCGAAUCCUCCCCAGUGCCCACGCAACCCGCCUUCCCUCCUCUCCCCCCUUGAUACACAGGACUUCUGCCCUCUCCCUCCCUCGCUCUCUCCCUUCGUCUCACCCCCCCCU
This is a messenger RNA of Hypanus sabinus (Atlantic stingray), 10114 nucleotides long. RefSeq lists its product as uncharacterized. Lineage: Eukaryota; Metazoa; Chordata; Chondrichthyes; Myliobatiformes; Dasyatidae. Bases 8882 to 9793 code for a protein of 303 amino acids. The record is from RefSeq and is a predicted model, not a curated record. The transcript is spliced from 2 exons.